AUGGUGAUCAAGUUCUACCAGCAUGUUCUGGCCUUGGUGUUUGCUGUAAAAGAGAUCAAUGAAAAUGUCCGCAUUUUGUCCAAUUCUACACUUGGUUUCCAUAUCUAUGACACCUACCACAAUGCAAAGAUGACAUACCAAAGCACAAUGGACUUGAUCUUCAAAUCACAUAAAUCUCUCCCUAAUUAUAAAUGUGAUACCCAAAAAACCCUGAUUGCUGUCAUUGGGGGACUUGAUGGAGAUAUCUCUUACCAUAUGACAGACAUCUUAAGUACCUACAAAAUUCCACAGCUACAUGCAUUUCUUCAAGACCUUUCAUUUAACAACUCCGCCGGCGAAACAAUGUCUUUCAAUAAGAACAAGGAAAUGGGAACUGGAUUUGAUAUAACCAACCUGAUCACAUUCCCAAACAAGUCCUUUCAAAGAGUGAAAGUUGGAAGGGUGGAUGCCGAUACUUCUGCAGGCAAACAAUUUGUCAUUCAUGAGGAUAUGAUUGUUUGGCACAGAAAUUUUAAUCAGGUGUUGCCCCUUUCACAAUGCAACGACCAAUGCAACCCUGGUUAUUACAAGAAGGAGAUGGAAGGGAAAACAAUUUGUUGUUACACAUGUGUUUCCUGUCCAGAAGGAGAGAUUUCCAAUCAGAAGGACAUGGUUCAGUGUAUCAGAUGCUCUGAAGAUCAGUAUCCAAGCAAGGACCGUGAUCAGUGCAUCAACAAAAUUGUAACUUUCCUUUCUUUUGAAGAACCUUUAGGGGUCACGUCAGCUUUAUUAUCUGUGUCUUUGUCCCUGAUUACAACUUCAGUGCUAGGGAUAUUUAUUAAGCACAGUGAUACCCCUAUAGUCAAAGCCAACAACCGGGAUAUCACCUACACACUUCUAGUUUCUCUGCUUCUCUGCUUCCUUUGUUCCUUCUUGUUCCUUGAACAACCUAAGGAGGUGACUUGUUUCCUCCGUCAAGCUGCUUUUGGCAUCAUCUUCACAGUGGCUGUUUCUUGUGUCUUGGCCAAAACUAUUACUGUUGUUGUAGCUUUCAUGGCUACCAAACCGGGGUCCAGCAUGAGGAAAUGGGUGGGGAAAAGAACAACCAGUUCUGUUCUGCUAAUGUGUUCCCUCAUUCAAACAGGCAUUUGUAUGGUGUGGCUUGGAACCUUUCCUCCCUUCCCAGAUUUUGACAUGCAGUCAAUGACUGCAGAGAUUGUGGCAGAAUGUAAUCAAGGGUCAAUCAUCAUGUUUUAUAUUGUCUUGGGGUACAUGGGACUUCUGUCCCUCAUCAGCUUGAUUGCAGCUUUCUUUGCCAGGAAGUUGCCAGACAGUUUUAAUGAAGCCAAGUUCAUCACCUUCAGUAUGGUGAUCUUUUGCAGUGUUUGGCUGCCUUUUGUUCCAACCUACCUCAGUACCAAAGGGAAGUAUGUGGUAGCCGUGGAGAUCUUCUCCAUCCUGGCCUCCAGUGCUGGGUUACUAGGCUGCAUCUUUUUCCCCAAGUGCUAUAUUAUUCUGCUGAAGCCAGAGUUCAACAAGAAGGAACACCUAAUUAGUAGAAAGAAUACAAAAUAA
Heteronotia binoei (common prickly gecko) is the source of this 1554-nucleotide messenger RNA. RefSeq names its product vomeronasal type-2 receptor 26-like. Gene Ontology annotation, molecular function: G protein-coupled receptor activity. Lineage: Eukaryota; Metazoa; Chordata; Lepidosauria; Squamata; Gekkonidae. The record is from RefSeq and is a predicted model, not a curated record. The transcript has 4 exons. Gene Ontology annotation, biological process: G protein-coupled receptor signaling pathway. Gene Ontology annotation, cellular component: membrane. The coding region runs from base 1 to 1554 and encodes 517 amino acids.